Messenger RNA from Fusarium tjaetaba, 480 nucleotides. RefSeq names its product twinfilin A. The coding region runs from base 1 to 480 and encodes 159 amino acids. The record is from RefSeq and is a predicted model, not a curated record. The transcript has 3 exons. NCBI's taxonomy places the organism in Eukaryota, Fungi, Ascomycota, Sordariomycetes, Hypocreales, Nectriaceae.
AUGUCAUUCGGAUCAACAGAGCGCCAGACCAUCAAUAUCCCCGGAACGACGGAUCAGCCCAAAUCAGAGCCAGAUUAUCUUCUCGAUGCCCGCAGCACUGAAGUUUUGUCUCAACUCCAGGACGGUGACCUCUUGAAGCUGGUAGUCGAUCACGAGGAGGACACCAUCGAGUUCGAGGAUCACAUCAAGCAGGUAGCGCCUGGAAACCUCGCAGAAUACUUUGACGCCCCCGGGAUCAAGAAGUUUGCGUUUUAUCGCCAUCCCGAGUCAGGUGCUGCCAUCUUGAUCUGGACACGUUUCCCUGCCACGGCUUCGACCAAGAAUGCACGUGUUCAGCACAGGGUGAGGAGAGAUUUGAUCUGGUAUGCUGAGAAGGCGGGCUUCAAGAACGUGGCUACGCUUGAAGUGCAAUCGCAGAAGGAUGUCACUGUUGAACGAUUGAUUGAGGCGGUUGAAUUGUUGACGGGAAACGAAGAAUGA